ACUAUUAUCUUUUCAGGCACACACAACACAACCACACUCAGCCUUGAGCCUUCCCACCUCCAAUAAUCCUCUCCGCCGCUAUGAACCAAUUAACCCUCUUCGCCGCCGUCACGACGCUCCUCUUCCUUGCCUCCGCCUCAGCCUUGACCUUCGGGGAGGAGGCUGUAGGAGUGGGCCCGGGAUCGUCGCCGCCGUCAUGCAGAUCCAAGUGCGGGCAGUGCACGCCGUGUAAGGCGGUUCGCGUGGCGAUUCACCCGGGCUUCACCUCCAAACUGGAGUACUAUCCGGAGGCCUGGAGGUGCAAAUGCAGAGACAAGAUCUUCUUCCCUUGAGUAACAAUAUUAAUUAAUUAUUUAAUUAAUUAAUACCUCAUUUUUAGUUUAGUAUAUGCAUAUUUAAUUUGUACUACUACUACUACUAGUACUUAAUUGGGGUUUUUGCCAACAUUUGUUGUUUAUUUUGUCCUGUACAUACAAUACCAUACUAUGAGGAGUGCAGAGAUAACAGACUAUUUCAGUAUACUUUUAAUUUUAGCUCUA
Messenger RNA from Salvia hispanica, 539 nucleotides. The record is from RefSeq and is a predicted model, not a curated record. NCBI's taxonomy places the organism in Eukaryota, Viridiplantae, Streptophyta, Magnoliopsida, Lamiales, Lamiaceae.